CAUUGCAGAUCGAUUUUUUUACAAGUUUUGAGACGCGUUAAAAGUGUUCGAAAGUAUGGCCUAUAAAGUGAUAGCAGUUUUUGGCGUGGCUUUGAUUGGCAGCUGGAUGACUUUAGCACAGGACAGGGAGUUGGAAGAAGCCCCUCUAGAAGUAUCGACGGAAAAGUCCAACAACAUUACCUCGUUCGAGUCAUACUUGGAUGCGUUCAACAAAAAAUACUUUGCAAAAUAUCGCAUGGAACGGCGGCGGACGGCGUUCGAGAAGAACCUCGAAGAAAUCAACAGCCACAACAGAGAGUUCGAGGAGGGGAAAAGUCAGUUCAGAAUGGGGCUGAACAAAUUUGCUGAUUUGGACAACGAACUGUACAAGAAGCAGAUGGUCCGCAUGCGGGACACCAACCACCGCAAGAUGGACGUGGAAAUCAACGACGAAAUUGUGGGUGCCGCUGCGAAGGACGUCCCGGACAGCCUGGACUGGCGAACGAAGGGCUUCGUGACGAGUCCGGUGAACCAGAAGACGUGCGGUUCCUGUUACGCGUUCAGCAUUUCGUACGCCAUCACGGGUCAAAUCAUGCAGCGCAUCGGGCGGCUCGAGUAUGUGAGUCAACAGCAGCUGGUGGACUGCUCGGUCGAGACGGGGAAUCAGGGUUGUGCCGGUGGUUCGUUACGGUACACCCUCAAGUAUCUUGAGAAAUGUGGUGGAAUCAUGCGACAGGUCGACUACCCGUACACUUCUUCGGUGAGUACAACCAAAAACCCUUCUUAAAACAUCCAACUUCCAGCAGCAAUUGCCAAUCCUGCCAUCGCCCCCCAUCAUCAUCGGAAGCAUCAAAUCAUCGUUUGUCAAAGGUAAUUGGAUUCCGAAAAAAAAAACUUUGUUACGCUACUUCCAGGCACCGUGAAGAAGUUCAGCCGGAUAAACAUGGCUCAUUACAAGCAACAAUUUGCCACAUGCAAAGCGCCCAGAAGUAGCUAGUUCACACGUCGUUCGUUGCUGCGCUCGGUGGAAAGACCUGCGAAGGACCAACUUUUACCGUCUCGCGUGAAAAGCUCUGAUGGAAUGGAUGUUGAAUUUUCCGCCUGGCGUGUCGAAGGGUUAUUUCCCCGGUGCUGCUGCUGCUGCUGCUUCGGAGAAUUGGUGAGAAAGAAGACAAAAAGUUGUCCUUUGAAAAUUAUUUGCGACUGACUAAAGCGAUGGAGAAGCAAUCGCUUGUUCCUUAGGGGAAGCCCCGAAGACCUGUUAAUUGGAUGUGAUUCAUCAAUUUGGCGCCUUUUUAUGUCGUGGCGUGAGCUGGUGACACUGUCGUUUGUCUUA
Culex pipiens pallens (northern house mosquito) is the source of this 1315-nucleotide messenger RNA. Its product is annotated as procathepsin L-like. The record is from RefSeq and is a predicted model, not a curated record. The coding region runs from base 56 to 766 and encodes 236 amino acids. The transcript is spliced from 4 exons. Lineage: Eukaryota; Metazoa; Arthropoda; Insecta; Diptera; Culicidae. Gene Ontology annotation, molecular function: cysteine-type endopeptidase activity. Gene Ontology annotation, cellular component: lysosome.